CUCUCAGUUGAACCGAGUCUUUUUCCCCGAGGUGAACUCUCUCUGGUGUAAAUGGGACUGAAGGACGCCCGCCCUGCCUCCCAGCAGCCACCCUGUGACUCACGUCUGUGCAGGAGACCAGACGAGUCUCGUCUGCUCCUGUUCUUCGUUCUGCUGUUCGAUGUUCGGAUGUGAGACGUCUCGCUGGCAUCUUAUCAACGAAGACGUAGAAGACUGUAAGUCUGCGUCUCGAGGGAGACGCAGCAACAAAAGUUCCUGACAUUGCCAACUGAGAUUGAGCCACGUAGGAAGAGAGGUUCGGCGGCUGUGAGUGAGUGUGGGUGAAGAAAAAUGAAGGUGGACGAGAACAAACACACCUGAAGGCCACAGAACAAAUAUUUUAACAUUCAGUCUCAAGUAUCACAUCAGUAACUGAGAGUUAUAAUUCCUGUCGUGAUGCCUCCAAUCUGUUUACAUCUCAGAAAUUCAGCUCAAUAAAGACACUGUUGAUGGUUUGCGUGUCAGAUUCCUGAUUCUCCACAGAUCCUUGGCUGUACAUUGUAUCACGCACAGCCCACUAUGGUCUGGGUUUAGGUUGUGUUAAAUAUAAAAGUGAUUUUGUUUGUGUUUGUUGCAUCUGGGCAGCCUGCAGGAAGGAGACAGAAAGAACUAGUCACGCUGCAGGAACAAGAACCCACAGAAAGCCCAGGAGAUUUUAAAUCCCUUAAGAUGAGUAAGUAUCACAGCGAGCUGAGCAAGAGGGAGCAGGAUUUACUGAAAAUCCGUCGGGACAGCGACACGAAGGCCGCCGAACUGGUCAAGAUGGAGAGGAUGAUGCAGCAGACCAAGAACCUGAUGGAAAAGAAGACAGAGUCUAGUACAGAUAGCAUGGGCUACCAGGAGAACAUGGUGGAGGACCUGGAGGAAAAAGUGCGCUCCAGCAGACGAUACAGGAGAAACUCCCUCCAUCACACACAGAUGCUGGAGAGCCAGAUGAAGACAGUGAAGGGCGAGCUGGUGGGCACGCUGGACCACCUCCAGGAGCUGAGGAACGUCCUGCGCCGCUCGCAGCAGAAGGCGGAAGAGCGCAAAGCCACGAUGGAGAAGUUGGCAGCAGGGCUCAGGUGAACCAAUCGGCCCCCUGCGACUGAACGUCAUACGAAGAGAAAGAAGCCGAGUUGGUUUUAUGGAGGAAAGAAAGAGACUGGAGCUGCUGUGUUGGUCCUCAAGCUGUUCUCCUCAAGUCUCGGCAGGGACGCCUGUGUUUUGGCAUCCAGAGACUAAAAAAAAAAAGACUCUGACAAAUGAUUGAAAAACAGCCCAUUCUUCCUUUUAUCCCCCAUUUUUUUGUCCUGCUUGUAUUAAUCUCACAUUUUAAAGGCUUACGACUGACAUGCUUGAACUUUCAGCAUCUUUUUCUCUGUUGCUCCUUGAAACAAUAUGAAGAUGAUUUUGCAAACACAGCUGAUUAUACCACAGGGGGGGAAAGCCACAGAAAAAGAGUUUUCACACUAGAUUAAAUUACACACACAGUAUACCACAUUUUGUGAGGUUAUUCUAAGAUCCUUAUUUCAAGCAGCUGAUACGUUAAGGAAAAUAUCUGUGUGAUUGAUGACUCAGAUUAAAUCCUCCAUCUGCAGCUCGGGAAUUCACCUCCAUGCUUAUCGCUUCACGAAACCCCGACUGUAAUGAAUUUAACCCCUUCCUGAUAACGGCAUGUAAGUUGUGCUUUUGUAAUGUAAUGAUAUUAUCGUUGUAAUCCACCAACGAUAAUAACUAUGUCUGUAUGUUUAAGUGUAAUAUGAAGUACGUAAUAAACAGGAGAGAGCUCAUUUUGCUUUCAUGCAUUUGUAGGAUUAACAUACAGGAGAUCAGAUAUAAAUGUUUUAUUACAGGCAGGUCUGAAGAGGGACAAACACUGCAUGUCUUGUUGUGCUUUUGAUGUUUUUUUGUGCUGCAUUUUUCUCCCCCUAGACGACGAGAAAGUGUCACUGGGUGUUUGGACUCCCUCUGGGAUCAAUAGCCCGCUGUCUGUUUCCUGUGGUGAGACAUCUGAAAGCUGUAUUUGUGCCUUUUCCCCGUGGCUGAGAUGUGAUCACACCUAAUUUAGCACAGCUUGUUUCGCACAGUGUCACAUGCUGGCAGGCUGACCCAGACCUAAGCAUUUUUACUGUGUUUAUAACAUCGAGACAGGGCAGAGCUACGCAGACUGCUCAUUAUGUGCAGCUGCUUUCUUCGAUUGCUCCUCUCUUUGUAUUUGUCUAAAAUGCAAAACACAUUCAAAACUUACUGCACAAUAUGGAAAUUACUUGAGCAUGUGUCUUCGGUUUGAGAAUGCUGUAUAUUUAGCUGAGGGACAGAAAGUUACCUGAAGAGAACAUCCAUCUUUUUUUUUGUUUCAUCCUGACAGAAUGAUUUUGUUGAGCUUGCUGUCAAAUAGUUCAGAGGUUGGUUUUACAUUAACAUCUAAAAGACCCUGCAGGGGGCGCUGGAGUCUUCUCACAGAGCAGUCUGGGAGUGAAACAUGUAAGGCAGCACUUGAUUUUAUUUCAUAUUCAUAAUUGGUUAUGUUUGAUGC
Messenger RNA from Acanthopagrus latus (yellowfin seabream), 2557 nucleotides. RefSeq lists its product as uncharacterized. The coding region runs from base 709 to 1107 and encodes 132 amino acids. The transcript has 5 exons. The record is from RefSeq and is a predicted model, not a curated record. NCBI's taxonomy places the organism in Eukaryota, Metazoa, Chordata, Actinopteri, Spariformes, Sparidae.